This is a messenger RNA of Cylindrotheca closterium, 891 nucleotides long. The record is from the annotation of a GenBank genome assembly. Lineage: Eukaryota; Bacillariophyta; Bacillariophyceae; Bacillariales; Bacillariaceae.
AUGCAAGACGACAGCGAUCGGAAUGUUUAUCACUUUCGAGGUGCAAAAGACGAGACUGUUCCCUCCAUGGUACAAACCGUAGUGGUGGACCAAAGUGUCACCGAGUUGCCGGACGCUUUUGGCAAUCGAUUGCAUCGCAGAGUCAAAGAAUUGAUUCUGAAAGGAGUAAAGGUCAUCGGAAAAGAUGCUUUUCGCAAGUGUGGUUUGCAACAAAUCACAAUUUAUACUGCGAAUACUCAAGCCAUCUCUACCAGAGCCUUUGAAAUGGCCACCUGCUUGGAGAAUGUUGACUUUGUCUCACCAUCACCAUCCAAUAAUGAGCAUGCGUCAUUAUCGUCAUCGGAAGGAAAAGAUCUGACAGUGAUUGAAGAGGAAGCCUUUGUGGAUUGUUCCUCCUUGCAACGAAUUAAGAUCCCAUCCACUGUCAAGAUGAUGGGCAAGCAUGUCUUUGCGGAUUGCUCUUCCCUGGUGGAAGCAAAUCUAUCAAAACCUUGUAUGAAAAUGAUAGCACCUUGUACUUUUGAAUCCUGCCGGUCCUUGCAAGCCAUAAGUCUACCUGGGACUCUGGAGUGCAUUGGUCACUUGGCGUUUCGGGAUUGCUGCUCACUGGUGACGGUGGAGAUUCCAGCUGCUGUGGAAUCCUUGGUCAUUCAAGAGCGGGCCUUUUCGAAUUGUCAAAGGCUUAUGAAUCUGACACUUCCAGCGAACUAUUCGUCGGAUGAAACUUCCUUUGAAGGAUGCAAACUGCUCGAGGAAAGCUUUGGCAAGGACGAGGCUGAGUUCCUGGAGGAUCUUGACGAUGAAACAGAUACUAUGUUAUCAUUCCUCCACUACUACAGUGGAGGAAUUUCGUCGUGCAGUCCAAAACCAACACCAAGAUCCAGCGCCUAA